Messenger RNA from Pelodiscus sinensis (Chinese soft-shelled turtle), 609 nucleotides. Lineage: Eukaryota; Metazoa; Chordata; Testudines; Trionychidae. The record is from RefSeq and is a predicted model, not a curated record.
GCCUGCCGGAUGGAGCCCCCGUGCAGCGAAGCGGACAGUGCCCUGGGCGGGGCCGGGGAGCUCUGCUUGGCCGACCCUGCCGCCAGCUCCGGGAAGCUCAAGAGGAGCAAGAAGAAGAUGCUGGAGCAGAAGUGGCAGAGCCUGGAGGAGACAGGGAGCAAUGCCCCCCAGCAAAGGAAGCACCCCAGCCUCAUCAGAUCAAAGACCUACGACCCGUCCUUCUCCAAAGAGCCCGAGCCGGAGCAAGCCCCAGGCAUGCAGAGAGCUGCUCCUUCCUGUGUCUCCUGUGCUUGGCAGAGGGAAGUCCCCUAUCACGGGCGCCUCUACGUCUCGCAGAACUACGUCUGCUUCCAGUGCAGCAUGCUGCGCCGGGACAUCAAGGUGGUGAUACCCGUCUCCUCCAUUACUGUCCUCAAGAAGGCCAACAUGGCGCUGGUGGUGCCCAACGCCCUCAGCAUCCGCACCUCGGAGGGCGAGAAGUUCCUCUUUGUCUCGCUGCGGACCCGAGAGGCCACGUACCAGCUGCUGAGAUCUGUCUGCAAACACCUCCAGGACGGGAGCGUGAGCAGCAGCCCCCUGGCCUCCCCAGCCAACACCAGUCUCUGGUAA